Salvelinus namaycush (lake trout) is the source of this 3443-nucleotide messenger RNA. RefSeq names its product complement component C6-like. The transcript has 19 exons. NCBI's taxonomy places the organism in Eukaryota, Metazoa, Chordata, Actinopteri, Salmoniformes, Salmonidae. The coding region runs from base 231 to 3056 and encodes 941 amino acids. Gene Ontology annotation, biological process: immune response. The record is from RefSeq and is a predicted model, not a curated record. Gene Ontology annotation, cellular component: membrane attack complex. Gene Ontology annotation, molecular function: protein binding.
GUUGCGAAAGGAGGGUUUGGAAGACUUGAGAUUCAGAACUUUGAACUUUGUGUUGUCAUUGCUUAGCCUUCAGUCUUUUUGGUGUAUAUUCUAGGCUGGGUUCGUGGCUGUUACAGGAAGGGGGUUUCCUGUUUAAGAGAGCUCAGGAUCUAGUGGCCGAGGAGUCAACACUGUGUUCUUUCAGAAGUGUCCUGACCAGAGUGUGAGCUGUUCCUGGACCAUCCUUCUCCAUGGACCGUACCAACAGUCUCCUGGUACUGCUGCAUGUCCUGGGUUCAGUUACGGUCAGCCUGGGCUGCUUCUGUGACCACUACGCCUGGAGCUCAUGGUCCACCUGCACCAGAACCUGCAACUACGGGACCCAGGAGCGCCGCAGGAGUAUCCAAUAUGAUGACUAUUACUGGAAGAAUAGUUGUGAGCAGCUGUGUCAGAAGCAUGAGAGUCGGGCAUGUAAUGUCCAGGCCUGCUUCAUCCACUGUCAACUCACUGAUUGGGCCAACUGGUCCGGGUGCUCCCCGUGUGCCAAAAAACAGUUAAGGACUCGGUCACUGCUAAGGCCUUCCCAGUUUGGAGGCGUGGAGUGCGAUGCUGUUCUGACAGAAGACAGAGCGUGUUACCCAUCAACAGAGUGCAAGAUGGAAACACUCAACUGCAAAGAGUUUCAGUGUGGCAAUGGUCGCUGUAUCAGCUCCAAACUAACAUGCAAUAAACAGAACGACUGUGGGGACAACUCAGAUGAGAAGAACUGUGAUGAAUUCAAAAUAGUGUGUCCUGUUGAGAAGAGAGUGGUCCCUGGAGCUGACCUCAUAGGAAACGGGUUUGAUGCCAUGGCAGAGGAUAUGAGGGGGGCGGUACUGGAUAACAUGUUCAUGGGGGACACCUGCAACUUGAACAAGAGCAGAGGCAGCAGCUACAGGCUGUACUACCGCGUCCCAGCCAAUGUAGAAAGCUUUGAGAUCAAGGUCGAGAUCCCAGAUGACUUUAAACAGGAACCCCAGCCAGUCUACAGUGAGACCAUCAACCUGGCCUCCCCACCAGUCUCUACCAGCAGUAGUACCUCCAGUGGUGACUCUAGUUUCAUCUGGGUCCCGAUCUUCUUCUUUGGUUCCAGAAGCCACCACCAGUCCAACACAGGCAACUUCAAGCAGGCUAUUUCAGCUUCAAAGAAGACGGACUCCCAGUUCUUCCGAGUGCACCAGGUGUUACCUGUAUCCAGAUUCAGGGUGAAGGAUUCAGACCUGUACCUGACAGAGCCCUUCUUACAGUUUCUGACCAGCCUGCCUCUGGAGUACAACUACGCUCUCUACAGGGAGAUCUUCAAGCACUUUGGGACCCACUACUUUGCCUCCGGGACCUUAGGGGGACACUAUGAUCUGCUUUACCAAUACAGCAGACUGGAGCUUAAGAACAGUGGUUUAACAGAAGAGCAUACCAAAGGAUGCCUAAAGUCUGAGUCGAGCAUGAAUAUAAUAAUAUACUCGCGAAGUUCAAAUGUUGUAAGAUGCUCCGACAAUACAAUGACUCAAAAACACGAAGGCUCUUUCGUGCAGUCGUCAGAAAAGUCUUUCUCCAUGGUGCGCGGAGGCAGGACCGGAGAGGCUGCAGCCCUGGCCUGGGAGAAUAAAGGGGCUGCUCCUGACAGCACCACUUAUAAGAACUGGGCCAAUUCACUCAUAGACAACCCUGCUGUUGUGGAUUAUGAGCUGUUGCCCAUCAUCAAUCUGGUCAAGGGGAUCCCAUGUGCUGCCACAAAAAGAAGGCAUCUGACCAGAGCUCUGGUGGAGUACCUGGAGGACUUUGACUCCUGCAAGUGUGCCCCCUGCCCUAACAAUGCCCGUGCCAUCCUCUCUGGCACAGACUGUCAGUGCAUCUGCCAGACGGGCACCUACGGGCCCAACUGUGAGCAACGGGCGCAAGACUACACCUCAGAGGCAGUUGAUGGUUACUGGAGCUGCUGGGGGACAUGGAGUGCCUGUGAUGCAUCCCUGAAGAGACAUCGCACCAGAGAGUGCAACAACCCCGCUCCCCUGAGGGGGGGCAAACUCUGCCAGGGACCGGUCAGACAGGAGGAGGGAUGCUUCAUCUCCAUCUUCCAAGAGCAAAAUGUAUGUGUUAAUGAUGAGGACUUUGCCACAGAGGGGCGGGCGGAGGGCUUGCCUCCCGGCGUGGAGGGCUGUCCAAGACCCAAGCGUCCUGCCAACAGUCACCUCAGGAAAGAUAAGCGUUACUAUGAGUUUGGCGACAUGGAGGAGUUCCUGUGCUUCACAGGGUUUGAAAUGGAAGGUUACCAGUUCAUCAACUGUCGCCCUGAUGGGACCUGGACCCCGCCCACAGGGAUGUGCAUCAGGAAGGUCUGCUCCCCGCCUGCCGUGCCUGAGGGUAUGACUCUGUACCCCUCCAAGAAGGAGUACAAGGUGGACCACUCCGUGGGACUUGACUGCACGGAGAGAGGCAUGGUUCCGUCAGAACAGGGCUUCUACACCUGUGCCAAGAGUCUAACCUGGGAGCCUCCACUUCCUAAAGACCUGCACUGCAAAAUAGAUAAGCCAUUUGUUCCUGACAAUCAAUGUGGGAGAGGAGAGAGGCACAUUGGAUCCAAAUGUAUCUGCGUGGCACGUGAGACAUGCCUCCCAUACAAAGCUGAGUUCUGCAUCUUCAAUGCUGAAGUUGGCAGUGGUGUGAUGAUGUCUUACUGUGGUUUCCACUCGGGCCGUUGCCAUGGUGACCAGCUCUUCUUCAUGAAUGUGGGCCCGUGUGACGAGGAUGUGGUCAGCCUGGACUGGGCCAAGUUCAGGAUCAGCAUGGCUGCCAAGAGCUCAGUCCAGGAGCCCUGCGACUCUGACACCUGCUACGAGUGGGAGAGCUGCACCGAGUCCAAACAAUGUAUGUGUAAAGUUCCCCGGGACUGUCCUAAGGAGGGAGAACACAUGUUCUGUGUGAAGCUGCUGAAGACCCAGAGCAAGAGGAGUGUGAAUCUGUGUUUCAUGGCUGCCAUCAAGUGUAGAAAGAUGGAGUUUGAGAUUCUCAACGAAGGCCUGUGUGAAGAGUCCACAUAACCAGGUCCUACUGUAGCUUUCCUCUUCCUGUAUUCUAUCACUCUCUCCCUCUCCAUUAUACCAUACAGCACAAUUUAACUGUAAAGACUGAUGUUCUGAAGGAGCUGAUUUUUGUCCUGUUUGAAUUGCAGCUUUGUUCAACUUAAUUUGUUAAUAAUCUAGCUUGAAGUUAACUUCUUUGCAGGUUAUUUUGUACUUGUAUGUAUUUUUUUAUGUCCUUUUAUGACUAUUUGCUUAUGUGUUUUUAUGAAAUCAAAUAUAUUUUGGCAAAAUGUGGUGUUUAAAUGAAAUUAACAAAAACAAAUCUUUUUUUAUCCAAUAUUAUUUUAUUUACAACAACUUGCAACUACAUGUAACCACCAAAAUAAAGGAAACACGAACACAGUG